AUGGCCUCAGCGGACGACCCCCGUACAUUUAACUGGCUCGAUUAUGCCCAAGAUUCCACUCGUCAUCUAGAUAUCAAGCUCGAGUCCUCUUCAGACCCGACAGCACUCUCUUUGUUGUCUCCGCCUUCCUCACCUUCCUUUCUUAAGCCCUCAAAGUCUCUCGCUGACCUCCAGCCUUCUCGCAGACGCCCAAGUCCACUGGACGUUGCUUCAAAGCGAGCUAAACCAUACCCGCUGUUGACUCGCGAAGUCCGCCAAAGAGGGGAAGAUCCCUGCAGAAUGUCCAAUCAGCAGUACGGCAUUCCUCCGUCUUCAGGGAUGAGAGCGGGGUCCGGUAGAGCGCAAUAUCCAGACCAAAUGGGACAAGUUCGUAGGCCAUCAGACGAUGGCUCCCAUGUUUCAUCGUCCACGUCGCCUUAUGCGCUUGCAGGCGCUGUUCCGCCGCCCCCUUUUCCAGCUCGUAGAUCACAGUCAUCUAGCUCUAAUAUGGCUACUUCCAGUCUAACUGGUGCAAUGGGGGACACAAACUUUCGUAUCAGCUCACAGGGCAGCAUGAACUGGGCAUCAAGUCAGCAGAACUUUCCAGUGGGCACUUCUCAGCAUGUUUACUCGGGAGGCCCCGACCACAGUGGAAAUCCACAUUUCCAAGCCUCUCCUACGGGAUCCAUUGAAAGCCCUUCAGCCCCGUAUCAUUAUCCACAGUAUAUUACAGGGCAGCACCAUCCAUCGCCAGGCUCAUUAUCUCCUAUUUCUCCUGGAUUUGGCCCUUCGUACUCGGGGCAAAUCCCUCUUUCUCAAGGUCGCUCACAGCAGCCAGGCCCUUCUCGCGGGCCUUUGCCAAAUGUUCAGCCCGACGCUUACACUGCUGUCCCUGGGAGGGUCGGUCAGCCUUCAGCGUACCCGGAUCCCCAUCUCCGACCUCGGACCACUCGGCCCACGCAAGAAAGAGCGGAUGACGAAAUCCAGCAGUUGCACAGAAGGAUUCGUGAGCUCGAGCUUAUGAAUGAGAAGGAGCGCAGCCGCGUCAGGGAACUAGAACAAGAACUCGCCACCCAGCAAAUUGUCACAACCGGCGGCUUUAACCAGGAUGUGAUCAUGAGUAGCCUUCCUUCACCGUUACCUACACCUUCUCCUCAAGCCGCGACAUUCCAAGCAUCCUGGAAGGCACGCACUGAUGCUCGUACCAGACUCUUCUGUUCGCUCAAUCGUGCAGGUAAUGCCCUAUGUGCGUGGCACGACUCGCGUCGCGAGCGUCGAGCCUACCCUCCGCGAAUGGCUCCUCCAGGCCACUUGAAUUGUGGCUGCACCUUUGAGGAAGCACUUUUCGAAGAAAGUCUUUCACGUCAUAAUGUGGGGAGCUAUCACCCAGGCGAGACUGUCCGCAUGGAUCCUGCUUUGCGCAAUCCCCUUCUCAGGCUAUUGCAGCAAAGGUACGGAUACCGAGAUGGCGAUUUCGAACGGAACCCUGUCACUGGAGACUGGGUCGAAGGCGAGGGUCAUACCUACUGGGAGCAGAAGGGGCUCUCAGGGUCGGCAAGCUCCCGAAAAAGUAGAUCUGGCGAUGAUCGCCGUUGA
Messenger RNA from Serpula lacrymans var. lacrymans S7.9, 1575 nucleotides. RefSeq lists its product as uncharacterized. The transcript is spliced from 2 exons. NCBI's taxonomy places the organism in Eukaryota, Fungi, Basidiomycota, Agaricomycetes, Boletales, Serpulaceae. The coding region runs from base 1 to 1575 and encodes 524 amino acids. The record is from RefSeq and is a predicted model, not a curated record.